This is a messenger RNA of Rubroshorea leprosula, 855 nucleotides long. The record is from the annotation of a GenBank genome assembly. NCBI's taxonomy places the organism in Eukaryota, Viridiplantae, Streptophyta, Magnoliopsida, Malvales, Dipterocarpaceae.
AACCUCUCCAUUUUCUCAACUUUCUUUGCAUCUUUUCUCUUUCUCUUUCUUUCUCCCUUAUGCUAUAGACACAUUUAUUGAAGUUCUAAUUGUGGGAGAAUUGAUACCAUCAUCAUAUAAUGGCUUCCUUUUGGUCAUUUUGGGUAGUUCUCAUGGCCUUUAUGGCUUGUUUGGUUACUUCAUCAGCCUUGUCGUCCCAAAUGCGAAUAGAAUUCUCCAGCAUAUCAGCUGCGCCUGCAUUAUUGCCAGAUGCUCCUCUAGCCUCUGCUCCAGCACUAUCCCCAGAUAUUACUCCGUUGUUCCCUACUCCAGGAGGUGACAUGUCUCCUUCUCCGGCUGAAUCAUCUCUACCCACCAUCCCUGCAAGUCCAAGCCCCCCAAAUCCAGAUGCUGUACUUGCUCCGGGACCUGGCUUUGUACUUUCACCAUCUGAGUCUUUGCCGGAUUCCUCAUCUGUUUCCCUUGCUCUAUCAGGAACUCUAAAUUCAGCUUUGCUUCUUGGGUUAAUGGUGUUUGGCAUAAUGCAGCUUUCCGGUGUGUAGUUACUGUUGGUUGCAUCUUCAAUUAUUGUUGCUAGUGGUUCCACUUUCUCAUUUGUUUUGGUAAAUUUCUUUUUGUAGAAUACAUAUUACUUUUGGUUAUUGUGGUGUUAGGUACAUGGUGUAUUGCAUUGUUGAGUUGUGAUAGGAUUAACAUUUUAGGACAAUAAAUAAUAGAUAAAUAAAUAAAGUCUCUGUUUUGGUCUUAAAAUUCCUUAUGUAUUCUAAGAAGAGUCCGGUUUUUACAGUCCAGAGUCCGGACUGCAGUUCUGUUGUGCAGUCUAGACUAUGAAAAUAUUAAAAUUCCCUUUAAAGA